ACACUUCCAGCAGUAACAUCCCUCCUGUCCCUGAUCGAUUGCCUCCUUGCCUCUUGCAAAACGGGUUCCUCAAGAUAUCUUGCCUUUGGGUUUGGACACACAAGGGCUGGCACAGAACAGCCCGUCUCCCUGGGAAGAAAGAGGUCUUUAAUAGCAAGAUGAUGGCUAGCCAAGAGAUUAUUCUGCUUUUUCUGUGUGCUCUGUCACAAGCUUCGGGGUGCUUCAAACUCAUCACCCCCUCCAAGUGGGGUGCAAAGCCGGCCAACUGCUCUGAACCUUUGAAGGACCUCCCGCCUGAGUACGUUAUCAUCAUCCACACAGCUCAGAAUCCGUGCAAAACGCGAGCCGAAUGCUCCAGAGAAGUCAGGAACGCUCAGGAUUACCACCUGGGCCUCAAAGGGUGGUGCGAUGUGGCCUAUAACUUCCUGAUUGGCGAGGAUGGGCUUGUGUAUGAAGGGCGCGGCUGGCGCAAUGUUGGAUCUCACACCUACGGCUACAACGAUUUGUCCCUUGGCAUCGCUUUCAUUGGCACCUUCGUAGAGAGGUCUCCCAACCAAGCGGCGUGGAAAGCUUUGAAAUGCCUGCUUGACUUCUCUGUCAAGGUCGGGUACCUGUCUCCAGAUUACCUCGUAAUAGCACACAGCGACGUCAGUAAUCUUGUUUCUCCCGGAGAGCCGAUCCGUUCGGAAAUUUCCAAGUGGCCCAAUUACAGGCACAACUGAAGACUUCUUCACUCAUCCGCUGCAGUGCUGGAAGUGUUAGAGAGGAAUGAAAGCGGCUCCAAGUGAGACCUUACAACAAAAUGCCACAGUCUGGACUGCAACUGUUGAGGUUUCCAUCCAUUAAGACAUGCCUUUCACCAGGAUAUUUCAUUUCGCCAUUGCCCUGUUUUCCAUUUCCUCUCUCCAAAAGACACUCAUUGUUCAGUGGCCGCUAUGCAUGCUCAGCAGGUACGUACUGUGCUGUUUUUAGGAUUUUAAAUAAAACUCUUCUUAGCGGUUCUCUCAUUAAUGAUCUUUUGCACUUCUGCUAAUUUUGGCGUCCCCCUUAACCUGCUGGUGUCUCCCUCUUGCAUGUGUGCAGUGCGGUUUGGCAACAUAACGAGACUGAGUUUGCUUUGAGCGUAUAUGAUUUGGGCGUUCCAGAUACCAGACAUGUUCAACAGGUCGAUCACGACUUACUGGCCGAUCAUGGGGUGUUCCUGGUUGAUCCUGGUUGAUCUUUUGUCCCCUGGUGAUUUGUAAACCCCCCC
This is a messenger RNA of Podarcis muralis (Common wall lizard), 1252 nucleotides long. RefSeq names its product peptidoglycan recognition protein 1-like. Gene Ontology annotation, biological process: peptidoglycan catabolic process. Gene Ontology annotation, molecular function: zinc ion binding; N-acetylmuramoyl-L-alanine amidase activity. The record is from RefSeq and is a predicted model, not a curated record. NCBI's taxonomy places the organism in Eukaryota, Metazoa, Chordata, Lepidosauria, Squamata, Lacertidae.